Molecule: messenger RNA, 1411 nt
Organism: Trematomus bernacchii (emerald rockcod)
Lineage: Eukaryota; Metazoa; Chordata; Actinopteri; Perciformes; Nototheniidae
Product: probable G-protein coupled receptor 82
Exons: 5
Coding region: 163-1392 (409 amino acids)
Biological process (GO): G protein-coupled receptor signaling pathway
Cellular component (GO): membrane
Molecular function (GO): G protein-coupled receptor activity
Source: RefSeq, a predicted model, not a curated record
GCCGGAGAGUUGUUUUUACUUUGAGCUGUGAAUGUUACAUUUAAAGAACUGUGAAUGUUACAUUUAAAGAACUGUGAAUGUUACAUUUAAAGAACUGUGAAUGUUACAUUUAAAGAACUGCAGCCGUUUGUUGACCUGGACGGAGCUCCUGUUAGAGAUCAAAUGGAGAACAUUUCGACCCCUUUCCCUCUGGAUAACUCCUCCCUCUCUUCCUCUUUUCUCUCCCUUUGUCCCACUUUCACCACCCUCUUCUUCCUCCCCUCUGCCUACACCCUCCUCUUCCUCACCGCUCUCCCAGGAAACAUCCUCUCUUUGUGGGUGUUUCUCCGCUGCAUCUCCACUGUCUCCCCCAUCCACGUCUACCUGUCUCACCUGAGCAUCUCCAACCUGAUUCUGUCUCUCACCACUCCCUUCCUGGCCGCUUACUACGCGUGGGGCUCUGAUUGGACGCUGAGCAGCACUCUGUGUCAGCUGGUUCUUCACGGCAUCACCCCGGUGCUGCACAUCAACAUCUACAUCAGCAUCAUGAUCCUCACCUGGCUGGCGCUGAGCCGCUUCGCCUCCCUCAUACAGCACACCCACGCCUCCAGACCCAAUCGGUGCAUCGCCUUUCUUCCUCACGGUUUCUUCUCCCGCCUCAAGAGAACGUCCUUCGCCAACAGAGUUUGCAUCGUCGUGUGGUCGGUGGCUAUCGGAGGCGUGGUACCCGUCACCGUUAUUUACUCCGUGAAGGAAACGGUGAGCGUGAAAAAAGCUGUUGUUGGAUGUACGGAGGUUUGCUACAGCCCAACGGUGGAGAUCGGAGGAAGACUUUCUGCUGGUUUGGCCGUGAUCGUGAUUGCUCUGUUCUUCCUCUUCUACCUGCUGGUUCUGAUGUCUUAUAUGAUGGUUCUGAGGCAUAUUGGGCGAUCACGGAAAAGCACGAACGUCACUACGUCUCAAAGUCUGCUGGGGAGGGUGCUACGAAACAUCGUGGUCAUACAGGUUGUUCUCUCGGUUUGCCUGCUGCCGUAUCACAUCUACAAACCCAUCUUCAUCUCUCUGGCUAACGACCAACGACAGCUGAGAUAUUUACCGGGACCAAACAUCUGUAAACAGUGCCAUCCAUUCUCCAUCUUAGUCGAGCUGAAGAACUGUUUGCUGCUUUUGGCCGCUUUGAGAGGAUCCACGGACCCUAUAAUGUACUUCCUGUUGGACAAGACCUUCCGUCAUCAAACCCUGAAACUCUUAAGGUGCAACCAGAACAAAACUGGAAGCACUAAAUCCUCCUCGGUCACAGGAAGCAACACCACCAAGGCUGUCCCGCUGGAGGAAGGGAACGUGGCCACAGUUACGGGCCGUCGCCACAGCAGCGUUAAAAAAAUCUUGGAGGUGGGCGUAUCUGAAGCUUGAGGAUUUUUUGCGAGCAACC